Molecule: messenger RNA, 682 nt
Organism: Rubroshorea leprosula
Lineage: Eukaryota; Viridiplantae; Streptophyta; Magnoliopsida; Malvales; Dipterocarpaceae
Source: the annotation of a GenBank genome assembly
CUUACUCCAUGUAUAUAUUCUCGCCCCAAAAUUCUCAUCAAAACCUCAAACAAACUCUUCAAUGGCUUCCUGUGACUCCAGAGACAAUGGAUGGUCCUCCAACACUUUAUCCAUCACCAUCACCCAUCCAUACAGCCGUGGCCUUUUCUUCCUCCUAGUUGUCCUUGCUCUCAUCCUCUUCAUUAUAGCUCUCUUCUUCCUCGCUCACCGGCUUUGGACCCACCACCGGUCCACACAGGGGCUUCACCCUAACAUCAUCAUCAACAGUACUUCUCCCAUCACCUUGCACCGCUCUAUGCAAGAAAACCGGAGCGGCGGCACCUGUGAAGGAACGGAGUGUUCUAUAUGCCUUUGUGUUUUUGAAGAAGGAGAUAGGCUAAAGGUGUUGCCUUUAUGUAACCAUGCAUAUCAUUCUGAGUGUGUGGAUAAGUGGCUUAGUAAAAAGUCCAGCUGCCCCAUUUGUAGAGCUUCUUUGAUCCCAAUUACGGCAAAAAACUGUUCUUAAUUAGUAGUUUCUUACUUAUUCUCUAUUAUCAUUGAAAAAUAAAUCAAAGGAGAAACCAAGACCAAUUGGAGUCAUCAAAAUUUCAUUAAUGGUGAGAGAGGUUUAGAGCUCGAGAUUCAACAUUUUUUUCUUAUUUUUUUCCUUUUAAACCUCUGGUAAGAAAUCUUUUUCCAAAUU